Messenger RNA from Sturnus vulgaris (Common starling), 3072 nucleotides. RefSeq names its product microfibril associated protein 5 (gene MFAP5). Gene Ontology annotation, cellular component: microfibril. Lineage: Eukaryota; Metazoa; Chordata; Aves; Passeriformes; Sturnidae. Gene Ontology annotation, biological process: embryonic eye morphogenesis. The record is from RefSeq and is a predicted model, not a curated record.
AUGUCCUCCUGCCAGCCCGCCUGCCCUCCGGGCCCGGGCCGGCCCCGCCGGGCGGAGAGCGGCGCGCAGCACCCGUCCUGCGUGCGGGACAACGGGAUGCGGUCCCAGAAAUUGUAUUUUGAAGACAACCAAAAGGAGAACGUGUUCUGGGUGUGGCUGCAUGUGAUUUACCCAAUAGCCAAAGUGGGGGGGCGCCGAAGGGGAAAAACAGAGCGUCUGCUGCAGAAGGGAGUGGAAGCUGAGGGCUGCAGGAUGAAGACCUCUGGAACCUGUAUACUGUUUUGUGUCUUAACAUUCUUCUUGUCCCCAGCUGACUGGUUUCCACAGAUGGUCAAUGGGCAAGAACCAGAAAGUGUAACUGAUGGAGUUACCCCUGACAGCAGCUCUGGUGCAGCUGUCACACCACCUGUGCUUCUUCCUCCUGUUCAGUCUGACAGUGAAACCUCAACGGCUUCAUCAGACUGUCGUGAGGAAAAGUUCCCUUGCACGCGCCUGUACUCUGUUCACAAGCCAGUAAAGCAGUGUAUCAGCUACCUCUGUGUUACAAGUGUGCGCCGCAUGUACAUAAUAAACAAGGAGGUGUGCACUCGCAUUGUCUGCAAGGAGAAUGAGGUCAUGCAAGAUGAGAUCUGUCGCCAGCUGGCUGGCCUUCCUCCUCGACGUCUCCGCCGAUCCGGGCAGCCCCUGCCUCUCCCUUGCCGGCAGCUCCUGGAGCAGCAGCGCAGGCCUGAUGCUCUGUGAGCUACCAACAGUAGCAGAGGAAGAGGGAAGUCAUCAUCCACUACCUACAGUCCAAGACAAGUGCUUCUUGUUUGUGAUUCCCCCACCAUUUCCUUGCUUCUAUGCCUUCUUCUACAUCCUCUUCUUCAUGUGCUGCAGUGCACAGAGUACCCUCUCUGCUUGUCAGUCAUGCUAGCUGUUGUCAUCUUUAUAAUCUAUUGCUGAGGAUAUGGGAUUUUCCUCUCUUUUCUCUCACACUCUGUGUGGCAGGCUGUGAGCUGCUUAUUUCCCAGAGGUCUUUAUAAAUGUGCUGCACCUUCUCUUGCUUUGCCCCUGAAGAGAGACAGAAAUGGGGACAGGAUUAAGUCCUCCCCGAUGGUACAGAUGCCCUAAGCUGCAUCUCAUCUCACCCUCAUGCCCUAGGACUCCUGCCCUAGAUUUCCUGCCUGGCAUCAGCAUGAGCUCGGAUGUGGUUGGUCAGCCUGAGCCUCUCUGAUUCUCCCGAGCCACUGAGUUUGUUGUGUGAUAGCACAUUCUCCUCCUUGUGUCUGCUGGCCUCAGGGAAGUGACAGAACUGGGAGAUGAGCUGUCCUCAACCCAAGGCAGACCUCAUUGUCGCUGGGUGGCAACAGAUCAUUUAUAACUACCUUUGGGAAGCUUUUGUCUCAAGCCCAUUGCCUCCCUCAUACACAUCUGCUACCAAAAGGAAAAAUUCUGGAUUUAGUAUGGAAUUACAUUUUCCUCAAGAAGAUUAUGUUGGGUCAGAGUGCUGCCUCUUCUGCUCCUCCUCUCCUCUCCCCUGUUCUUGUCCCUCCCUUCCCACUGAAGACAUGUCUUGAUGCCCAUUCCAGGCAAGUUCCAGGGAACAGCAAUUACAGCUGCCUCCACUCCUAAGCCCAAGAAAGCCCAUGAAGAACCUGUGUGACCUGACAUUACUGAGACCUUGCAAUGAAUUAUCUUGUCUUGGUGUCUUGUCUUGGUCUGGCUACCUCCACAUUCUCCAGUUGCUGUGCCUGCUUUCAAUCUCCAAACUUUUGAGUUCCUACCUCCAACCUGGAAGCUCCUGCACAAAGCAGAAAGAAGUUGCAAAUUGUAAUCGGAUGUGGGAGCAGAAUCAUUAUCUGGGAUUGCUGUUUAUCUGAGACCUGGGAUUUUCCUGCAGAAUCUCUGACUGUGCUGACUUGCACAGAGUCAGGUGCUGAUGGGGAAGGCAAACAUAUCUGUAGGUAUAAGCACUUAUACAGGCCAGCCUGGACAGAAGAAUUCACUGUGGCAUCACUGGAUGUCUGGUCUGCUCAAGGACUUUGUUUUCUAGAUAUAUGGAGAACAUUUCCAGGUAUAUGGGCAGUUUUCAUGAUGAGACUGGGAAGGGUAAGUGGGGAAGAGCAGUCUGAAUUGUAGUAAUCACUCCAUAUGACUCUUGGUGGCAUGAUUCUGUGGGGCACCAGAGGAUCAGCAAGACCGUGUUUCUAGGAUCUCUGGGUUGUUCCCAAGUAACUGAAAGCCAGUUUGCUAGAUUUGGCAUUCACUGCCCUCACAUAAUAAAUUCUUCUGCAGAACAGAAACCAUUCAGUCUUGCAGGAGCAUCACUCUGUUGCACGGAGCCAGGGUCACACAGUAUUGGGGACAGUUUGCUGCACAGAGGCAGAUGUCUCAGAAAAAAAGCAAAACAAUUUGUGUAGGACCAUCUCGCCAAGACCUGCAUUUCUGCUGUAUGCAGCAAGAACUGGUUAUAUCCUCUGUAGGGGAAGACACCCUGUGCAGACAGAUUCCAUAUGAGGUCAAAAUUGGUCCUAGAUGGGAUAAAUAUCUCUAUAUUAAUCCAGUAUACAGGAGAAAGAAUUUCAAAUCAUGCAGUGACUAGAAUUUUGUCCUACAUAAAGGGGCACUGCACUGCAACUCAGAGGAUGAUGCUCCUCUCAAGUACUCCAGGCUCAUGAGACUAAGAAUGAAGGAGGGAUUUCUUUGUACUGAGAGGGUGCAUAUUUCUGUAGAGAGGAGGGUACUGAGAGCUUGAUCUCGAAGACAUUCAAGCCUGUGAAAAUUGCCAGUGUGGAGGAAAGUAGGAUGGAGAUGGGAUGUGAGGUCUUGGAAACUGGACUAGGUCAAGUCUGCACUCUGUAUUUAGAGGUGAAUAUACAUCACUAUAGAUACAUAACUGGGUAAUAUAGCUACUGUACAGCAUAUAGAAAUUUAACUUUCAUACAGGUUGGGAAGUGGUUAGAAGCCUUUCUGUUGCUUGCUUUCAGCAGGGACAGGAAGAGGUGCUCCUGUCCAGGAGAACACUGUUUUAAUGCUAGAGUCUAUAUAAUCCAUAUUAAAAGAAAAUUUAUUUCCUGUUAUUCUUGGCAA